This is a messenger RNA of Plodia interpunctella (Indianmeal moth), 1060 nucleotides long. RefSeq names its product Sarcoplasmic calcium-binding protein 2 (gene Scp2). The record is from RefSeq and is a predicted model, not a curated record. Lineage: Eukaryota; Metazoa; Arthropoda; Insecta; Lepidoptera; Pyralidae. The transcript is spliced from 7 exons. Gene Ontology annotation, molecular function: calcium ion binding. The coding region runs from base 149 to 703 and encodes 184 amino acids.
UCUCCAGGUUCUUUGCAACUGCAGUACUGGGGUACACCGGAUUCGGUCGCCGCGCGGCAUUCUAGUUCGCAUCGUGAAUCCAGACGCUCGCCGCGUGACGACUCCCGCAGGUCAUUUGAGCAGAUAAAUCAGCAGCCGAAUUUUCAAAAUGUCUCUUUCUGAAUUCAGGCGGAAGAAGCUACUUUACGUGUUCAACGUUUUUUUCGAUGUCAAUCAAAGCGGAACGAUAGAGAGGAAAGACUUUGAACUGGCCAUAGAGAAAAUUUGCAGUCUUAGAGGCUGGAAGCCGGGUGAUGCGAAGCACACCGAGACCCACGAGAUCAUGAUAAAGAUCUGGGACGGGCUGCGAAAGAGGGCGGACUCUAAUAAAGAUGGUCAGGUGUCCGUCGAAGAGUGGAACUCGAUGUGGAACGACUACGCCCUGAAUCCAUCAGCUGCUCUCAAAUGGCAGCAACUGUACUGCCACUUCAUGUUCCAACUGGAGGACGCCAGCGCCGACGGCUCCAUCGACUCCGACGAGUUCACCACUGUCUGCUCCUCCUACGGCAUCGAUCCUCAGGAGUGUAAGGUGGCAUUCACUAAGAUGGCUAAGGGUAAAAGCAGCGUCUCUUGGGAUGAAUUCCAAGAACUAUGGAAAGAGUAUUUCUCUACUGAAGACACUAACGCAGCUGGGAACUUCAUAUUUGGCAGAACUAGCUUCUAAGUAAAAUUCAAAGAGAUGUUGAAAGCACUUUCGAAUACAACAGAAUGUGGGAAGAAGCCAUUGAGGCCAUCAGUCUCAUCAUUCCAAUUAGUUUUACGCCAUCUUGGAUUCUAGGUCUAAAGACCGAGAAAUAAAAGCCAAGACCAAUUUUGAAAGAGUGUACACUGGCCAUUCUAUUGAAAUUACUUUGACAUCUUUCGAAAAAUCAAAUUUGAAAAUUCUCUGAAAUCAUGGCUUUCGAAAACGGCCUAAUUAAGGUGAAUUUAUUUAUUUAACCGAGAUAGCUAUCAGAAAACUUAUUAACUGUCUAAUAUUAAUAUUCAAUGCUUAUAGGUGCCAAUUUAUCUAUUAAAAAUA